This is a messenger RNA of Ectocarpus siliculosus, 1209 nucleotides long. The record is from the annotation of a GenBank genome assembly. NCBI's taxonomy places the organism in Eukaryota, Phaeophyceae, Ectocarpales, Ectocarpaceae.
AUGCGUUCCCCCCUCGAGCUCGCCGACCUGGCGCUGCACGACGCUUUCGUUCAUGACAGCGACGUUGCACUUGCGGCCGGCGAAAGGAAGAUAACCAUCAUGUUGCCGCUUGUCCUGCUGACUCUCUCUUUGGCAAGGGGGUUGGCCCAUGAAAGUGCUUUCGUCACGCCGGGGGUGAUGCCUCAGGGGCACUGCAACUGUCCAUCGAGAACAGCAGACGCACGAGGGUCGCUCUUCAUGAACAAGGGUUUCGGCGCGGCGAAGAAGAAACCACCGAGGAAAAAGCCUUCCAGGCGGAGCGGUUUCGCCUACACGGGGGAGCUCCGGCCGGGGACCCAGAGCCCAACACGGCCGGUGCCGCCGGAGAUUGGCAGGCCUGACUACGCGGUGGAUGGCAUCCCAAAGGGCAAGAGCCCGAUGCUGCCGUGGAUAGUCGAGGUUAAGAACGAGGCGGAUAUCGCGGCCAUGAGGGCGGCGGGGAAGGUCGCGAGAGAGGUGUUGGACCUAGCCGGGCAGGCCGUGAAAGUGGGGGCCACGACGGAUGAGAUCGACCGCGUGUGUCACGAGGCGGCGGUGGAGAGGGGGGCGUACCCUUCGCCGCUCAAUUACCAAGGGUUCCCCAAGAGCUGCUGCACCAGCAUCAACGAGAUCAUCUGCCACGGCAUCCCGGACAGCACCGUGCUGGAGGACGGCAUGAUCGUGAACGUGGACGUGACGGUGUUCUACAAGGGAUACCACGGGGAUUGCUCGGAGAUGUUCUUGGUCGGGGAGGUGGACCAGGCCGGCAAGGACCUGGUUAAGGACACGUACGACAUCUGGCAGCAGGCCAUCGCGUACUGCAAGCCGGGGCGGCACUACAAGGGCAUCGGGGGAGUGAUCGAGAAUUUGUGCACCGCAAAGGGCUACACUACCGUGCCAAAUUUUUGUGGGCACGGCAUCGGGAAGCUGUUCCACACCAACCCGAACAUCCUCCACUACAAGAACAACGAGUCCAACGGCAUCAUGAAGGAGGGGCACACGUUCACAAUCGAGCCGAUGAUCUGCGAGGGAACCGCCAAGAGCGUGAUGUGGCCAGACAAGUGGACGGCGGCCACGGCGGACGGAAGGAGAACAGCGCAGUUCGAGCACACGUUCCUCAUGACGGCCGACGGAGCCGUGCCUUUGACCGGCAAGCUCGACACCUCUCCGAGACAGUUCUGGGAGAAAUGA